Messenger RNA from Metopolophium dirhodum (rose-grain aphid), 678 nucleotides. RefSeq names its product tigger transposable element-derived protein 4-like. NCBI's taxonomy places the organism in Eukaryota, Metazoa, Arthropoda, Insecta, Hemiptera, Aphididae. The coding region runs from base 1 to 678 and encodes 225 amino acids. Gene Ontology annotation, molecular function: DNA binding. The transcript has a single exon. The record is from RefSeq and is a predicted model, not a curated record. Gene Ontology annotation, cellular component: nucleus.
AUGGCUAGUGGUAUAAAACGUAAAGCGCUAACGAUUUCGGACAAACUCAACAUUUUGAAAAAGUACGAUGAAGGAUUGGCUGAGAAAAAAAAACAAAAAGAUAUUGCUAAUGAACUGGGGAUACCUCCUUCCACUUUAAGAACUUUAUUGAAAAACAGACAUGAAAUAGAACAAAGCAGCUUGUUAGGUGGCAGCAAACGACAAAAAUUAAAACACGGGAAGUAUGAAGAGUUGGAAAAUAUUUUAUUGGAGUGGUUUCAACAAGCUCGUAGUUUAAAUUAUCCAAUAAAUGGAGGUAUAAUCACGGAAAAGGCGAUGGAGAUUGCCGCACGUCUCAACUUAACCGAAUUUAGUGGAUCGACUGGUUGGCUGGAUAGAUUUCGGAGUAGGCAUAGCAUUGUGUACCGGCAAAUAUCAGGUGAGGCUGAAUCUGUUAAUAAUGAUGAUAUAGCUUCAUGGAAAAAUAACGUGUUGCCUUCAUUACUGCGUGACUAUGCUCCUGACGAUGUAUACAACGCUGAUGAAUUCGGAUUGUUUUUUAAGCUUAUGCCAGAUAAGUCUUUUGUUUUUAAAAAUGAGACAUGCCAUGGUGGAAAGUUGAGCAAGGAACGUCUCACGGUUUUAGUAUGUACAAAUUCUACCGGAACCCAUAAAUUGAAGUUUAUAAUUAAUUUUUAA